AUGAAUUUUUGUUCCACCGAUACGAUUGGCCCUAAUGAUCCUGAUAUAGAUGAUGAUUUCAAACCCACAAAUAAGCUUGACAAUUCUCAACGUACCCUAAAAGAUAUUGUUAAGCUGGAUGCGAAGGACAACUAUGUUAUCAUUUACAGGAAUCCAGAACAACACUAUUGUGUAUUCAGCUCAUUAGCAGUUGGAGUGUUGAGUGAAUAUCGCGAUCCUUUACACUGUACAAACAUUUUGGAAGAUCUUGAACUUAAGAGUGUUGUAAAAUAUUUCAGCUUAUGGAUACCAAAGCACACUAUUAUAUAUCAUCUACAAGUAUAUCAAUGUAAUUAUGAGGACAAAGGAGUGGAAUCUGUAGAUCUUAUCUCAUGUUUUUGA
Molecule: messenger RNA, 381 nt
Organism: Lactuca virosa
Lineage: Eukaryota; Viridiplantae; Streptophyta; Magnoliopsida; Asterales; Asteraceae
Source: the annotation of a GenBank genome assembly